Anopheles nili is the source of this 1866-nucleotide messenger RNA. Its product is annotated as glucose dehydrogenase [FAD, quinone]. NCBI's taxonomy places the organism in Eukaryota, Metazoa, Arthropoda, Insecta, Diptera, Culicidae. The record is from RefSeq and is a predicted model, not a curated record. Bases 1 to 1866 code for a protein of 621 amino acids. The transcript has a single exon. Gene Ontology annotation, molecular function: flavin adenine dinucleotide binding; oxidoreductase activity, acting on CH-OH group of donors.
AUGGUAUUCAAUGUACUGAUAGCAUCGUCUGUGAUCAAAACAGCCACCGUCGUUGGCUCUAGUCUCUGGCUCAUCCCGUUUUUGCUGGGGGCCAUCUCCUACUAUCGAUACGAUCGCGUCGAUCCGGAGUCGCGCGUCAUCAACCAAGAUGCGCUGCUGCCGGAGUAUGAUUUCGUCGUUGUUGGCGGUGGUUCAGCCGGCGCCGUGGUCGCAAAUCGGCUCACCGAAAUUCACCGCUGGAAGGUGCUACUGCUCGAGGCUGGACCGGAUGAGAACGAAAUCUCGGACGUGCCGUCGUUGGCGGCAUAUCUCCAGCUCAGCAAGCUCGAUUGGGCCUACAAAACGGAGCCGACGGGCAAAGCGUGUCUAGGCAUGGUGAACAACCGCUGCAACUGGCCACGAGGCAAGGUACUUGGCGGCUCAUCGGUGCUCAACUACAUGAUCUACGUGCGUGGUAACCGAAACGAUUUCAACCACUGGGAGUCACUCGGCAAUCCUGGCUGGGCUUACGACGAUGUGUUGCAGUUUUUCGUCAAAUCCGAAGACAACCGAAACCCGUAUCUAGCACGCAAUCCGUACCAUGGACAGGGUGGACUGUUGACGGUUCAGGAGGCUCCGUGGCAUACACCGCUUGUGGCUGCGUUUGUCGAGGCGGGUACGGAGAUCGGUUACGAAAAUCGAGACAUUAAUGGGGCGCGUCAGACUGGCUUCAUGAUCGCACAAGGCACAAUUCGACGGGGCAGUCGAUGUUCUACUGCGAAAGCUUUCCUGCGACCAAUCCGACUCCGCAAGAACCUGCACGUCGCGAUGAACGCACAUGUGACGAAGCUGGUCAUCGAUCCAGAAACGAAACACGCCGUUGGGGUGGAGUUCUUCCGAAACGGGAAACGUCACUAUGUGCGCGCUCGCAAGGAAAUCAUUAUGUCAGCCGGAUCGAUAAACACGCCACAAAUUUUGAUGUUAUCUGGCAUUGGCCCACGCGCUCAUCUAGAGGACGUAGGCAUUACAACCAUCCAGGACCUGCCGGUGGGCGAGAACCUUCAGGAUCACGUGGGCAUGGGCGGGUUGACGUUUCUAGUGGACAAGCCGGUGGCGAUCUUACAGAACCGUCUCGAAGCGGGCUCAGUCACGAUGAACUACGUCAUCAAUGAGCGCGGCCCGAUGACCAUCCUGGGCGGACUGGAAGGAAUCGCUUUCGUCAACACACCGUUCGCUAACGUAACUGACGAUUGGCCAGAUAUUCAGUUUCAUAUGGCACCGGCUUCCCUCAACUCUGACGGUGGAGCACGCGUCAAGAAGGUGCUCGGUCUUCGGGAGGACCUGUACAAGGAAGUUUUCCACCCAAUCGAGGAUAAGUACAGCUGGACGAUUAUGCCGCUCUUACUGCGGCCUCGGUCACGUGGUUGGGUACGCCUGAAGUCGAAGAAUCCCUUUCACUAUCCGCUCAUGAACCCGAACUACUUCGAGGACCCGUUCGAUGCAGCCACGCUCGUCGAGGGUGCAAAAAUCGCUCUGCGUGUCGGUGACGCUAAGGUGUUCAAACAGUUCGGUAACCGACUGCACCGUAAAUCGCUGCCCAACUGCAAACACCACAAGUUCCUCUCGGACGAGUACCUCGACUGUCAGGUGCGGACGAUUUCGAUGACUAUCUAUCAUCCGGUUGGUACGACCAAGAUGGGACCACAUUGGGAUCCGGGUGCCGUUGUCGACCCGCGAUUGCGCGUGUACGGUGUGUCCGGAUUGAGGGUGAUCGACGCCAGCGUCAUGCCCACGAUCGUUAGCGGCAACACUAACGCGGCCGUUAUCAUGAUCGGCGAGAAGGGAGCGCACAUGAUCAAGGAGGACUGGCUAGGGCACGAUCGAUGA